Mytilinidion resinicola is the source of this 606-nucleotide messenger RNA. RefSeq lists its product as uncharacterized. The record is from RefSeq and is a predicted model, not a curated record. NCBI's taxonomy places the organism in Eukaryota, Fungi, Ascomycota, Dothideomycetes, Mytilinidiales, Mytilinidiaceae. The transcript has a single exon. The coding region runs from base 1 to 606 and encodes 201 amino acids.
AUGCAAUGUUCGCCGCGUACCGAAUCUCCCUCCCCAAUCAAUCGCAGUUUCGCAAACGCCCCAACGCCAAUUCAGCCAGCCCAAAACGGCGCCCAAAAAAGCAACCGGAUCCAACCACGACCGCCCAUCCGCUUCAUGGCGUGGAUUUCGCACCACUCACCACGCGCUCUAAUGCCUGGCCAGCGCUCCUCGGCAUGGUCUGAUCAGCUCCCGAAGCGCAAAUGCGGCCCGACCAAAGAACCUCCCGUUACAGUCCAUCGAAUCGACCGGCCCGGUACAAGAACUCCCAACCUAACCCCCGCAGUCCCGAACUGUGGCUUGCUGUACCACGGACCACACGCUUACCACGACACAGCACCUGCUACAGACGCACAAGACUCACAGGAAUGGAACUGCUUACGGCCUGCGGUGCCGUCGUAUCAAGAGGCGAAUGUGCCUGCCUGCCUGCCUGUCUACCUGCCGUGCCGCAACACGGCACAUGAAGGAUUGCAGCAAGCCGAGGAAUUCAUCGGGAUCGCCUUUCUUGUCCCGAAGGGGACCCAAACCUCCCAGGUGCUCCAUCCAUCGCGCGCAAGCAGCGGAGAAAGCCGGAAAAAAGUAACUUAA